Messenger RNA from Staurois parvus, 286 nucleotides. The record is from the annotation of a GenBank genome assembly. Lineage: Eukaryota; Metazoa; Chordata; Amphibia; Anura; Ranidae.
GCCUUGUACCAUGUGACCUCUGUGAUCAUUCACAGAUUUCACAUGUAGUAAGCAAUGAUGUCAGAAGUGACAUCUUGCUUACUACUUUGCAGAGGUCCCGUCCGACGAUCUGUGUUUCACUGUGUCCGGAGGACACAGCGGGCACCGGAUCGUGGUGCUGCGCGCUCCCAGGGAGCACGCACAGCUAGAAAUGGCGGGUGCUGUUUUUAUGAACGGCAACCCGCCCCGGAGUGCCACCGUCCUGCCGUUUUAUAAAAGCAGGCGGACGGCAAGAGGUUAAACAUGG